UACAACUUUUAGUACUGUAAAGCCAUUUUUAUUCUUUAGACUAUGGAUAAAAACUCAAAAAGAAUUGAUGGUCCUCAUAUAUGCAAGGAAUGUAAUAAAUCUUUCUCUUCAUCUGGUUCUUUAAAGGUGCAUUUACGGACUCACACAGAUGCUAGACCAUUCGCUUGUAAAUAUUGCGAAGGGUCAUUUAGGCAACAGAUUCACUUACGAAGACAUGUAGAAGCAUUGCAUAAACACGAAGAAAAACGACGAAAUCUUUGGAAAAUCGGAUGUUCCCUAUGCGAGCAGCAUUUUUCAACAUGCAUAAAAAUGAUACAACAUGUGGCUACCAAACAUCAGAAAUGUCAUUUCUGCCUGGUAAUGUUUAAAACUCCAGCUCAUCUUCUGCAUCAUAUGAAAACCAGUCAUAAGGAUCAACUUAUGCAACUAAACCAAAAGGCAACACCACAAAAUUGCAAAGAUGGAAUUCAACUAACAGUAACAACAAAAGGGACUUGCAGAUGUGAAUUAUGUAGCGAGGAAUUUGAAAAUUUUAGUAUAUUAUCACGACACAUGGCAGAUGUUCACAACGCUUGCAAACUACCGUUUAUUUGUGGAAAAUGCCAAGAAGUAUUUGCAGACGAAGGAUCAUUGAAUAUACACCUUAACCUGUUUUGUUUUUCUAGCCAGCAUGACCAAUCAAGUGAUAUUUCCUGUAGUGAUUGUGACAAUUCGUUUGUUGGUGUUGAUGCAUUAGUACAUCAUAUCUUUGAACUGCAUUGGAAGUCUGGGAAUACAUGUUUAAAAUGUGGAAAAACAUUUGGUCAAUAUUUCGCUGCUAGGAAACAUCUUAGAACGAUUCGAUGCCCAGUAUUCAGAAAAGAGCUAGAGAAGGCUGGUGUUAAAGAUCUCUCAAAGUUUGUGCAUGUUGUGAAACGAUCUGACGAAUGUCCGCAUUGUGAUUUAAAGUUCAGUGGAAAGAAAGCGUUAGAAGUGCAUAUAAGAACACACACUGGUGAAAGACCAUGUCAGUGUCCACACUGCGGAAAAUCAUUUGGCCAGGAAGGAAAUUUAAGGAAGCAUAUAGAGUCUAUUCACAAAGGUAUUAAACGUACUAAUACCAAGAAAGUGAUCCGAGCACUUCGCUACUCGUGUGAAACUUGCUAUCGAGGAUUCGUAUCACCUGUGGAUUUACGAAAACAUGAGAGGAUACAUACAGGGGAUAAACCUUUCACCUGCUCACACUGCCAAAGAUGUUUUUCACAGAAAGGUAAUUUAAACACUCACAUUCGCAGAUGGCACACUGGCAGCCGUAGGAUGGAGGGAGCAAACCCUGCUACGUACCCUUUAGUCAAUAAAAAGCCGCAUAGCAACGAGAAUUGUGAUAUGCUCUCCUUUAAGUUACCAAACCUACCAAAGUUGUCAACAGACGAUGAUUCUGCUGCGGACAUAUCUCCUGUAUUUACUAAGUUUAAACUAAGCGACCUUAAAAUGCCUCUUCACGCUGAAGAAGCGAGAGAAGACGUCAGUUUUGAUUCUAUCUCAGAAUUUAGCCAAGUCAUUGAAACUAGUUUUCCCGAGAGUUGCCAACAAACGAACGAAGAAAUUUUAAGUUCGUUGCACGAGUUUGACGACAACGACUACGUUACGAACAUUAACGAAGGUGCUGCGUAUACCGACAUUCUCGUCUGUAACGACAACGACAGCGAUCACAACUACUUCAAUAAAGGGCCAUCCCCUGCACAAGCGCAGCGUUCGGAUUCGUUUGAAGCUACUGAAGAGGAGGUCGUCGCUUUUGACGGCUUCGACCCAAACAUGUUUACUUCAGAACAGUGGAGGAAUUUGUCCUCGUUGAAUUUUAACGAACUCUUUCAAAGUAUAUUAUCAACGCCCGUUGUGUCAAGUAAGAAACAUUCGAAAACACACGUCAUUGUGAAUAACAGCGUCGAAGCUCCUACGCAGGGUUUGUCGCUCCCCAACAAUUCGCAGACUUACGAAGAAAGUGAAAGCUGUCUUGAAGGGAACGAAGAUUCUGUCGUGUUGCCUGAUCUGAGUUUAUUUCAAGACUUUCAAUCUCCUCCACGAUUAAGUCGAUUAGAAUGUGCUACCAAUUCCCUUGUAACAGUAAUUAAAAACGUCUCAGGUGGAGAGAUAAAAGAUAUUGACACAGAGUGUAACCAGUUUACACUCAACGAUGAAGUUGAUUCGCGCAUAGUUCAUGAUUUCUCUUACACGCAGAUAAACUGAUGGAAAUAAGAAUAAUUUUUUGAUAAGAAGAUAUCGGAAAAAUUGAUUGUGUUUAUAUUACGUUUUAGUGCUUUUACUGUCGUACCGUAAAUGCUCGAUAAAGCGCACCGGGCGCUAAGUUAAAAAUUUUACUUUUAGGUUGGGCGCUUAUUCGAGUGGUAAGUCGUCAGGGGCCCUUAAAAAAUUUUAUUUUUAUGUUUUAUAAAAAUGUUUUUUAAGGAAAUUAUAACGGUUGUUUUAUAUGAGUACAUAAAAUAUAUAUAAGUAAUAAAUAACAUGUCUUACCUUGGAGUUUACUGUUUAUGAUUAAUUUUUUGUCGCUAAUGAAAUAACUGCUUAAACUAAAAGAUAAAAAGAUAAACAUUUUGACAAGAAAUUUUUAUGCUGUAGAUAAUUUUAUGGCGGGAACUGUUUUUCUAAUUUUUAAAAUAAUCGGAUAAGCGUUUCCUUUAGCAUAAUAAUCCGUUUGAUGGGCGCUAAUAAAAAAAAAUAAAAAAAAGCCAGGCGCUUAUUCAAAAGAGCGCUUAUUCGAGAGUGGGUGUUUAAUCGGGCGUUUACGGUAGUGUUGACAAUUGACGUAGAUUCUUUUUUUAAUUCCUCGUUCCAUAUCAAUGUUUUAAAACCUUAUAGUUGUUAAAAAUUGAACAGUAAUUUUAAAGUAAUUAACAGAUAUCGAGAACCCUUCCCCGAUUAUCAAUCUUUUAAGCGUUCGUUUUUGACAAGGUUUGUCCUAGCUUCCCCCUGGAAACUUUCAUGAUUAUGCAAGAAAAUUGUAUUUUCUCAAAUUUAUUGAUUUUUAAGAACUUGCUUUCUUCGCAACGUAUAAAUAAGUUGCUGCGUGA
Molecule: messenger RNA, 3068 nt
Organism: Hydractinia symbiolongicarpus
Lineage: Eukaryota; Metazoa; Cnidaria; Hydrozoa; Anthoathecata; Hydractiniidae
Product: oocyte zinc finger protein XlCOF6-like
Exons: 9
Coding region: 43-2226 (727 amino acids)
Biological process (GO): regulation of transcription by RNA polymerase II
Molecular function (GO): RNA polymerase II cis-regulatory region sequence-specific DNA binding; DNA-binding transcription factor activity
Source: RefSeq, a predicted model, not a curated record